Molecule: messenger RNA, 1368 nt
Organism: Penaeus vannamei (Pacific white shrimp)
Lineage: Eukaryota; Metazoa; Arthropoda; Malacostraca; Decapoda; Penaeidae
Product: G patch domain-containing protein 11
Cellular component (GO): kinetochore
Molecular function (GO): nucleic acid binding
Source: RefSeq, a predicted model, not a curated record
UAAGCAUUGUCCCAUCUUGCAGACUGUAGUAGGAUGUUACUGCGUUAACAAAUAACUACUUGUUAAUUUAGCGAAUGCAAUCAUGCGUAAGUUGUUUGUUUUACUCCUUGGAAUCACUUAUCGGCGGCUUAGUAAGCGGAAUCCAUAGCACAAAUUCCAGGACUAAAAAUUACCAAAAUAAAAGUGUAGGUAAUAAUGAUGUACGUCCUGGCUUGCUGUUUUCACACUCAUCAAAGAGGAGUGCUCAAAUUGAGAAACAAAGAAAGAAUAAGAAUGAAUCAAAUCGUGAACGAUUCAAACCUGUGAAACAAGUCCAGCAAGAACGGUUGCAAGAAGGGCUUAAUACAGCAUUGGACUCCUCAAACAAAGGGUUUGCAAUGCUUCAAAAAAUGGGAUAUAAGCCUGGAUCUAGUCUUGGAAAGCAAGGCCAGGGAAAACUCGAACCAGUUGCUGUGGAGCUGAAGGCAGACAGAGUUGGGCUGGGAUGGCAGGAGAUGAUUUCUGAACACAGAAAGAAGCAACAGGAGAUAAAAAGACAAAAGCAAGAAAAACACAAGAAAGAAAUAGACCCAGAGCAGUUCAGAGCUAGGAUGCGCAGUCAGCAGCAAGAAAAGUUGAUCAAUGCUGAUUUGAUGAAGAGUCAGCGAAUCUGCCAUCAGAUGGACUCGAAAGCUGAAUUAACUGAACCUGUGGAACCAUGGUUCUGGCCAAAGUAUGUGUUGAAGAAGGAAGGUGAGGAAGAUCAAGGAGAAGAGGAAGAGGAGGAAGAGGAACUAGAAUUUGAGCCAGAAGAACAGUUGAACAUCCUUACGGCAUAUCUCAAGGCAACUUAUUGUUACUGCAUUUGGUGUGGAACAGUAUAUGAUGAUGAGAGAGACUUCAAGCAAAACUGCCCUGGGCCAACAAGAGCAGAUCAUGAUGAUUAAUACAAGAAUUCUUAUUCUUAGUAAAUGUGUAAAUUUUUGUUUGAACUGAUUGCUUCAAUAUUAUUUUGUGGUUUUAUUUAUGUUAUUUAUUUAUUGACUUGAGAUUAGUGUAGAAUCAUCCAUAUUGUUUUGCACUGUAUUGUUUUCAUAACUUGGAAAAAAAAACUCAUAAUUAUUUUGUUUUUGUUUUUGUUGAAUAGGUGACCUUUAGCAAAGUAACUACUUCCAACAGUUAUGGGCCACAAUUUUUGAUUAAGGGAAGCAUAACAUUUAGAUGGAAGCAUUCAUUAAAGAUGAUAAUUUUGUCGAUAGGUCCCUUUAAUCAUUAACAAGUGAAAGAAAAAGACAUAUGAUGAUUUUAUCAGAAUAUCAGUUAGUGAUAUAUGCAUAUGUACUUUAAGAAUGAAUACUUUUUAAAAAUAGACCAUGAAACCAUGAAAAA